Molecule: messenger RNA, 493 nt
Organism: Paramuricea clavata
Lineage: Eukaryota; Metazoa; Cnidaria; Anthozoa; Malacalcyonacea; Plexauridae
Source: the annotation of a GenBank genome assembly
AUGUUGGAAGUUCUUAACGCGUAUGUAAAUGAAUACGGUGUAUAUUUUCUAGAAUUACCCUCAAAAAGAGUGGGUGUCACAAUAAAUGUGGGUGGUGAGGAUUUUAUCUACCGAUACAACGAUGCCGACAAAGUUAUCCGAGUAGGUUUCGAGCCCGCUAAUAAUAAAGCAAUUGAACUAGAAUUCACUAAAAAUCUACAAUAUAUGUUGGGUCUUGACAAGUGGAUUCUUCACCCCACUGUAAUUUCGGAGACAGAAUUCCGCGCGUGGGGAAAGCUCACCCCCAUACAGCAGAUAAUAAAUACUGCAUUUUUAGAAAUGAAUGGUUUCAAUAAACCCUACAACCCUGCUUUGGGCACAUUUUAUGGGGCGUAUUUACCCGACAUGACAAAUGGUCUAACACGCAUGUUUAUUUACUGUGACGAAGUUGUUGCGUCUAUGGUGGGGGAUGUGUAUGGAAAGUUAUUAGCCGUGCUCAAAAUCGAAACAAACG